Messenger RNA from Tachyglossus aculeatus (Australian echidna), 3753 nucleotides. RefSeq names its product par-6 family cell polarity regulator beta (gene PARD6B). Lineage: Eukaryota; Metazoa; Chordata; Mammalia; Monotremata; Tachyglossidae. Gene Ontology annotation, cellular component: nucleus; cell cortex; apical plasma membrane. Gene Ontology annotation, biological process: regulation of cellular localization; centrosome cycle; establishment or maintenance of cell polarity. The transcript has 3 exons. Gene Ontology annotation, molecular function: protein kinase C binding. The record is from RefSeq and is a predicted model, not a curated record. The coding region runs from base 119 to 1237 and encodes 372 amino acids.
GCCGGGCCUUGCGGGAGGAGGCGGAGGGAUCGUGGCCGCCGCCGCCGCCGCCUCCUCAGGUGGUUGUGAGGCCGGGGCUCGGGGGCUGCGGCCGGUCUCCCUCCGCCGUGAUCGCAGGAUGAACCGCAGCCAUCGGGCCGGGCCUGGCAGCGGCUGCCUCGGCACCAUGGAGGUGAAGAGCAAGUUCGGAGCAGAGUUUCGUCGAUUUUCCUUGGAACGAUCCAAACCAGGAAAAUUUGAAGAGUUUUAUGGAUUAUUGCAGCAUGUUCAUAAAAUACCCAAUGUUGAAGUUUUAGUGGGCUAUGCAGACAUUCAUGGAGACCUGCUACCCAUAAAUAAUGAUGACAACUACCAUAAAGCGGUUUCAACAGCCAAUCCACUGCUUAGGAUUUUCAUACAAAAAAAAGAGGAAGCGGACUACAGUGCCUUUGGUACCGAUACUUUGACAAAGAAGAAGAAUGUCUUAACUAAUGUAUUACGUCCUGACAACUCUAGAAAGAAACCCCACAUAGUUAUUAGCAUGCCUCAAGACUUCAGGCCCGUGUCAUCCAUCAUAGAUGUGGAUAUUCUCCCAGAAACACACCGCAGGGUUCGUCUUUACAAGUACGGAACCGAAAAACCACUAGGAUUUUAUAUCCGGGAUGGCUCCAGUGUAAGAGUAACAGCACAUGGUUUAGAGAAGGUACCGGGAAUCUUUAUAUCCAGACUUGUUCCGGGUGGCCUGGCCCAAAGCACAGGCCUGUUAGCGGUUAACGACGAAGUGUUAGAGGUGAAUGGCAUAGAGGUUUCCGGAAAAAGUCUCGAUCAAGUUACAGACAUGAUGAUCGCAAACAGCCGCAACCUGAUCAUAACAGUGAGGCCAGCGAACCAGAGAAAUAAUGUCAUUAGGAACAGUCGGACUUCUGGCAGUUCAGGGCAGUCUACGGAUAAUAGCCUGCCCAGCUAUUCUCAACAAUUUGAGACGAAUUUCGAACCAGAGGAUGAAGAUAGUGAGGAAGACGACAUUAUCAUUGAGGAUAAUGGAGUGCCCCAGCAAAUCCCAAAGGCCGUCCCAACUACUGAGAGCCUGGAGUCGUUAACACAAAUCGAACUCAGUUUUGAGUCAGCCCAAAAUGGUUUUAUUUCUUCUAAUGAAGGGAGUUUGCAUCAUACAGCAAGUGGCACUAACAUGGAGUAUGAAAUGUGUGCUCUGGACCAAAAGCCCUUGGAAGAAGAUGGAACUGUUAUAACAUUAUGAAGCUAAUUUGAGUGUUCGGCUGGUUUUUGUUGUAGAGUCUUUUUGUUGUUGCUGUGGUUUUUUUGUUUUGUGGUUUGGUGUUUUUUUUUUGUCUCUUUUUUGGUUUUUAAGUGAAGGUGCCACAGAACUUUUAAAUUAGUCUAUGGAAGGCAUAUGAGUGAACCUCUUAAUCUACCAAGCACUACAAACCAGAGUAGGCAAGAGAAAGUAGUGCUGGAUGUUUUAAAAAAUAUUAAUUAUAUCAACUUGAUUGUUUAGUCUUGGGUAACACUCAGUCCUGAAGGAUCAGAGGCAAACUGGAGUUGAUUAAAGAGGAGCUUUUGGGUGAUGAAGUUAUAUAUUUACCUUCUGGAAUUUUGUAUGAGUUGCUACUGAUUUUAGAGAGUUAAGUUUUCAGUAUAUAUGAAGUAUAGUAGAUAACUCUGAAGAAAAAUAGUUGUUUGCUAACCUACCACACGGAGCCCAGGACAUUUACCCCUUAAUUAAUGCUCUUAACUGAACUCUUCAGAUUCUCUUGUGAAGGUCUUCCUCAACCUCCUCUGAACCAGUCCUCUUGGCUUUGCAGUAUUUUAUGACCUUGAUUUCGUUAAUAUUUAUGUUGUUACUCGAGCCAAAUGAUUUUACUAUAAGUGUAAAAUUUAAUUCUGUAAUAAAUCAAACCAAUUAGCUACUCCGAAAAGGUAUGUCUCUUAUGAAAUGUUGAGGUCAUUCCUGGAUGUAAUGAAAACUUGGUGAAAAUGUACGUAGCAGAGUUGGUGAAAUACUUUGCCAACCAAUUCCACGGGGAUGUAGCUUAUCAUUUGAAGGCAGUUCUUUCCCUGAUGGUGUUUAUGGUAGUUUCUUUGGCUUACCAUAAACAGUAGGCAUUCCUUUUCCUCGUUCUCCAUCCUCACUUUUUAAUGGGGAGUAUUUCCCCUUUAUUUGUGGGAUUGAUUUGCACUUGUGCCUUUUAUUUACCCUGUGAAUUUUAUUGGUGUAAAAUGCACUUGAAUGAAGGGGAGAAAAUGAUGCACAGAUACAGGAUGAACAUGUGCACUUUUUUAUGAAGUUGUAUUUCAUGUAAUGAGGUUUUUCUUUGCAUCUGAUAUGGGACACUGCCUACACUAUGGAAGAGAGAGGGAGGUAUUCUUGUUAAGUGAAAGAUGGAGUGUCAUUGGUGUUAGCAUAUUUUUAUUGCUUUGACACUAACAUCCAUAUAGAAUUAGUAAUGCUGCUAACUUUCAUCCUUUGUCCAAUUUUUAAUUGUUUAAUAUGCACGAACACUGCAGUGUAUGUAUAUAGAAUUUAAGAACAUUAUAAAAAAGUGCACAAGUCUCCAACACGUUUUAUGGCCGAGUUUCCCAUUCUGAUUAUUUAUUAACUUUAUAGUGGGGCUAGUGUGUAAGAAAGGAUUAGCCUUUGUAAGAAAUGUGUGCUAUUGAAAAGUUGUGACUCCGUUUUGAAGGAUGAUUCUAUACUGCUAAUUUAUAUAUAGAAUGAACGACUUGAGAAAAGUAUUCUGAACACUCGACAUCCUGAAAUGGAUGUUCUGACAGAACUACUGAACCGGUGCUUAUUGCACAGUUUGUGAUGGCCCGCUUUAGUCCUUACGACUGAAUUCUCGUAGAGAGCUUCCACCCAUAGAAACCGCUAUUAUUUUUCUAAAAACAUUUUUACAAGGAUUCCAGAAUGGAAAAAUAAUAAAACCUAAAAGAAGUUUAAAUUAGUUUUUUAUGUAAAUGGUACGAGGGUUGAAUGGAAGUUUUUUCUCUAUAAAAAUGCUAUUAAUCUUUCACAUGCUACCUCUCAAAGUUUUUUGGGGUUGUUUUGGACAAAAGAUUAACAUUUAAAAGUCCUCCUGGAAAGAUUACUUCAAAGUGUGGCUCUUAUAAAUCUUGAUUUUUAAGCUGUUAAAAUCCAAACAAUCAUUGUACGUAUAUAUAAUAGGAAAUGGAAGCUGCUAAUUGAAUUUCUUGUCUUACUAAAUAUUCUCUCCUAGACUUUGGUAAAUGAAAGUAUUAAUUGCAGAACAGUUCAUUUUAAGUGUGUUGGAGAACCAAUGUUUCUUGGUUGGCACACUGAAAAUAAAUCACUGUAGUGGAAAAAGAGACAAUGUCUUUAAAGGGCACCUUAUGUAGAUGGCAAAAUGCUGGCAGAUUCAGAAAACUGAUCCCAUUCUAAAAUUUAUUUCCUGACAUAGUUUUAAGUGAGUUGAGCCUAACUGUGAAUUUUAAGUUCUCUGUAUCUUAAGUAAAAUUAGGACAAUGCUCUCGUGAGCUGUCAACAAGAUAUGUAUACUUUUGUGAAUAUUAUGAAUUUUCUAAUUAAAUUUUACACGCAACGUGAUUUUUACAUGAAUGAUGAAAGCUGGUUCAAACUGUCAAAUAUCAGUAUUUUUACUACAACUUUAAUAUCAAGUGUACAUUAUCACACUAAAAUGAAUUUUGAUUUUUUUGAAAAAUCAAAAACUAGCUUGAGCUGUACAUUUCUUAUAUUUUUUACAAACUAGAAUAAUAAAAAUAUUAGAAUUGUGUAAA